CAUGCGCCGGGGGGUGGCAGUCUCCUCCAGCAAGAUGGCGGCCGGGGGGCGAGUCGGGCAGCCCCAGUAGGCGGUGUCGGCGGCAGGUAGAAGCGUGGCGGCGAGGGCAAAGGCCGGGCGAGAAGGGCCGAGAGCGGGUGAGGCGAGCGGCUCCUCCUCCUCGGCCUCCGUCCUGCUGGGGAAUGAGGGCUCGGGGUGGCGGGGCGAGAGGGAGCAGCCGCCCUCUCUCCCGCCACCGCCGGCGCCUCCUGUGAGGAAGGGAAGGAGCCCUCGCGCGCAGGCUUCGCCCGAGAGAGACCCGGAUGUGGGGGAAGGCCUCCUCCGCUUCGUCCCUUGGUGGGCCCAGUCCCGCAGCCGAGCAGGGCAGAUAUCACACUGCAUGGAGGCAGGGGAUAACUGAGUUUUCUUGGUCCUGGGGUAGCCCAGAAUGGCUGCAGUGUCAUAUGAUCAGUUGUUAAAACAAGUUGAGGCGUUAAAAAUGGAGAACACAAAUCUUCGACAAGAACUGGAAGAUAAUUCAAAUCAUCUUACAAAACUGGAAACUGAAGCAUCUAACAUGAAGGAGGUGCUGAAGCAGCUGCAAGGAAGCAUUGAAGAUGAGGCAAUGGCAUCUUCUGGUCAGAUAGAUUUACUGGAGCGUCUUAAAGAACUGAACUUGGACAGCAAUAACUUUCCUGGAGUGAAGUUAAGGCCAAAGAUAUCUAUGCGUUCAUAUGGAAGCAGGGAAGGAUCGGUCUCUAGUCGAUCAGGAGAAUGCAGUCCUGUUCCCAUGGGAUCAUAUCCCAGAAGAGGCUUUAUGAAUGGAAGCAGAGAGAGCACUGGUUAUUUAGAAGAAUUAGAGAAAGAGAGAUCUCUCUUGCUUGCUGAGCUUGAAAAGGAAGAAAAAGAAAAAGACUGGUAUUAUGCACAACUUCAGAAUCUAACUAAAAGGAUAGAUAGUCUUCCCCUUACUGAAAACUUCUCCUUGCAGACAGACAUGACUAGAAGACAACUGGAAUAUGAGGCAAGGCAGAUUAGAGCUGCCAUGGAAGAACAGCUUGGCACUUGCCAGGAUAUGGAGAAGAGGGCACAGGUGAGAGUGAGCAGAAUUCAACAAAUUGAGAAAGACAUUGUGCGUAUAAGACAGCUCCUGCAGUCCCAGGUUGCUGAAGCAGAGAGAGCACCUCCGAGCAAGCAUGAUGCAGGCUUGCAUGAAUCUGAGAGGCAAAAUGAAGGUCAAGGAGCAGCAGAAAUCAGCGUGGCAACGGCUGGCAGUAGCCAGGGUUCAACGGCUCGGAUGGACCAUGAGACAUCCAGUGUUAUGAGUUCUAAUAGUAGUUACUCUGUUCCUCGGAGACUGACAAGCCACCUGGGAACCAAGGUUGAAAUGGUGUAUUCAUUAUUAUCAAUGCUGGGUACUCAUGAUAAAGAUGACAUGUCAAGAACUUUGCUGGCCAUGUCCAGCUCCCAAGACAGCUGUAUAGCUAUGCGCCAGUCGGGAUGUCUUCCCCUCCUCAUCCAACUUCUACACGGCAAUGAUAAAGACUCAGUGCUGUUGGGAAACUCCCGGGGCAGUAAGGAGGCCCGGGCCAGAGCCAGUGCAGCACUCCAUAACAUCAUUCACUCCCAGCCUGAUGAUAAGCGAGGCCGGCGUGAAAUUCGUGUCCUCCAUCUUUUAGAACAAAUCCGAGCUUACUGUGAAACGUGUUGGGAGUGGCAGGAAGCACAUGAUCAAGGCAUGGACCAAGACAAAAAUCCAAUGCCAGCUCCAGUGGACCAUCAGAUCUGUCCUGCAGUAUGCGUUCUGAUGAAGCUUUCAUUUGAUGAAGAGCACAGGCAUGCAAUGAAUGAACUUGGGGGAUUGCAGGCCAUUGCAGAAUUGCUUCAGGUGGAUUGUGAAAUGUAUGGGCUUACAAAUGAUCACUAUAGUGUCACAUUAAGACGAUACGCUGGAAUGGCCCUAACAAAUUUAACCUUUGGAGAUGUAGCUAAUAAGGCUACAUUGUGUUCGAUGAAGGGUUGCAUGAGGGCUCUUGUAGCCCAGUUAAAAUCUGAAAGUGAAGAUCUGCAGCAGGUCAUUGCAAGUGUUUUGAGAAACUUAUCUUGGAGAGCAGAUGUGAACAGUAAGAAGACAUUACGUGAAGUUGGAAGUGUGAAAGCCUUGAUGGAGUGUGCUUUGGAAGUUAAAAAGGAAUCGACUCUAAAAAGUGUACUGAGUGCCUUAUGGAAUUUGUCAGCACAUUGCACUGAGAAUAAAGCUGAUAUCUGUGCUGUGGAUGGUGCUCUUGCCUUUUUAGUUGGCACACUCACUUACCGGAGUCAAACAAAUACUUUAGCCAUCAUUGAAAGUGGAGGAGGAAUAUUGCGUAAUGUCUCUAGCUUGAUUGCCACAAAUGAGGACCACAGGCAAAUUCUAAGAGAGAACAGUUGUUUGCAAACCCUGCUGCAUCACUUGAAGUCUCACAGUUUGACCAUAGUCAGCAAUGCAUGUGGAACGCUGUGGAACCUCUCUGCACGCAAUGCAAAGGACCAGGAAGCAUUGUGGGACAUGGGAGCAGUGAGCAUGCUCAAAAACCUUAUACACUCAAAGCACAAGAUGAUAGCCAUGGGCAGUGCUGCUGCUCUAAGAAACCUAAUGGCAAACAGACCUGCAAAAUACAAAGACGCUAAUAUCAUGUCCCCAGGCUCAAGUUUACCAUCCCUUCAUGUCAGAAAGCAAAAAGCACUUGAAGCAGAGCUAGAUGCUCAACAUUUAUCUGAGACUUUUGACAACAUUGAUAAUUUGAGUCCCAAAACAUCUCAUCGCAAUAAGCAAAGACAUAAACAGAAUCUGUACAGUGAAUAUGUGUUGGAUGGUAGCAGACAUGAUGACGGAGUUUGCAGAUCUGAAAAUUUUAAUACUAGUAAUGUGCUUUCACCAUAUUUAAACACAACGGUGUUGCCUGGCUCUUCCUCCUCAAGCAGAAGUAAUGCAGAGAGUUCUCGAUCUGAAAAGGACAGGAGUUUGGAUCGGGAGCGUGCUAUUGGAUUAAGCAGCUAUCAUUCAGCAACUGAAAGUUCUGGGAAUGCUUCGAAACGAAUAGGAAUGCAGAUCUCUACUGCUGCAGCUCAGAUUUCCAAAGUAAUGGAAGAAGUGACAAGCAUGCAUAUUCCACCAGAAGAGAGAAGCAAUGGAUCUGUAACUGAAAUGCACUGCUUGUCAGAAGACAGGAGUGCUUUAAGAAGGACAUCAGCUGCCCAUUCUCACACCAGUGCUUACAACUUUCCAAAAUCUGAGAACAGAACAUGCCCUGUACCUUAUGCAAAAGUGGAGUAUAAGAGAGCGUCUAAUGACAGUUUGAACAGUGUCAGUAGCAGUGAUGGAUAUGGCAAAAGAGGACAAAUGAAGCCUAUUGAAUCUUAUUCAGAAGAUGAAGAAAGUAAAUUUUGCAGUUAUGGGCAGUAUCCCGCAGACUUGGCCCAUAAAAUACACAGUGCGAAUCAUAUGGAUGACAAUGAUGGAGAACUAGAUACUCCAAUAAAUUAUAGUCUGAAAUACUCUGAUGAACAGUUGAAUUCUGGAAGGCAGAGCCCAUCACAGAAUGAAAGAUGGGCAAGACCCAAACACAUAAUAGAGGAAGAAAUAAAGCAGAGUGAGCAAAGGCAGUCUAGAAGUCAAAGUGGAGCAUAUCCUGUAUAUACUGAGGGUGGUGACAGUAAACAUAUGAGCUACCCGUCAGCUUUUGGGCAACCUGAGUGUGUGUCUCCUUUCAGAUCAAGAGAUUCCAGCACUUCGGAACAAAACAGAUCGGGCUGCAGCCACGGAAUAAAUCAAAAAGUGAACCAGUCUUUACGUCAAGUAGAUGAUUAUGAAGAUGAUAAGCCAACUAAUUAUAGUGAGCGUUACUCUGAGGAGGAGCAACAUGAAGAAGAUCAUCCAACCAAUUAUAGCAUAAAAUACAAUGAAGAGGAGGACCAUGUAGAUCAGCCUAUAGAUUACAGUCUCAAAUAUUCCACUGACGUUCCCUCUUCUACACAAAAGCCAUCUUUUUCUUUUUCAAAAAGUCCAUCUGUACAGAGUUCUAAAACAGAUCAUAUUUCAUCCAGCAGUGGAAAUACAUCAACCUCUGCUGGCUCAAAAAGACAUCAUCAGCUCCAUCCAAAUUCUGCUCAGGGAAGAACAGGUCACACUCAGAAACCUACAUCUAGCAAAGCACCCUCUAUUAACCAAGAAACAAUACAAACAUAUUGUGUUGAAGAUACGCCAAUAUGCUUUUCAAGAUGCAGUUCUUUGUCGUCUUUGUCAUCAGCUGAAGAUGAAACAGGACGUGAUCAAGCCACACGUGUAGCAGAUGCUGACAAUUCUUUGAAGGUAGGGAGAAUGAAAGAAAAUAGUGGGAAUCUGUCCGCAGCAGGUACAGUAAAUGAAGCCUCAUCGGCCACUCAGCACAUUAGAACAAAAUCAAAUAGACUUCAGGCUUCUAGUCUAUCUCCUUCUGAAUCAGCAAGACAUAAAACAGUUGAGUUUUCUUCAGGUGCCAAAUCUCCUUCAAAAAGUGGUGCUCAAACUCCCAAGAGCCCACCUGAACAUUAUGUGCAGGAGACACCACUCAUGUUUAGCAGGUGUACCUCUGUAAGUUCUUUGGACAGUUUUGAGAGCCGUUCAAUUGCUAGUUCAGUUCAGAGUGAGCCUUGCAGUGGGAUGGUAAGUGGUAUUAUAAGUCCAAGUGACCUUCCAGAUAGCCCUGGGCAAACGAUGCCACCAAGUAGAAGUAAAACCCCACCACCUCCACCAGUGACUCAAGUAAAGCGAGAAGCAGCCAAACCUAAAGCACCUAGUACUGAAAAAAGAGAAUCUGGACCAAGGCAAGCAGCUGUAAAUACAGCUGUUCAAAGAGUGCAGGUAUUGCAAGAUGCAGACACAUUAUUACAUUUUGCUACCGAAAGUACACCAGAUGGGUUUUCUUGUUCAUCAAGCCUAAGUGCUUUGAGUCUUGAUGAACCAUUUAUUCAGAAAGAUGUAGAGUUGAGAAUAAUGCCACCUGUUCAUGAAAAUGACCAUGGGAAUGAAGCAGAACUUGAACAAUCAAAUGAGACAAAGGACAAACAAGAAAAGAGUAUAGAAAAACCCACAGAAACUGAAAAAGAUAUAUUGGAUGAUUCUGAUGAAGAUGAUAUUGAAAUUUUAGAGGAAUGUAUUAUUUCUGCUAUGCCAACAAAGUCUUCUCGUAAAGCCAAAAAGCCCUCACAAACAACUGCUUCAAAGAUACCUCCACCUGUAGCCAGGAAACCAAGCCAGCUUCCUGUAUAUAAACUUCUCCCUUCUCAAAACAGGUUGCAUUCGCAAAAGCAUGUUAGUUUUACACCUGGAGAUGAUAUGCCACGAGUGUAUUGUGUUGAGGGCACCCCAAUAAAUUUUUCAACAGCAACAUCUCUAAGUGAUCUCACAAUAGAAUCGCCACCAAAUGAAUUAGCUGGUGCAGAGACAUCUGUAACAGGGGUGGAAUCAGCUGAAUUUGAAAAGAGAGAUACCAUCCCAACAGAAGGCCGAGAUACUGAUGAUGGUUACAGAGGGAAAAAUUCAACUGGGACUAUUGUGGGGUUGGAUGAUGACAAAGCAGAAGAAGGUGAUGAUAUCCUUGCAGAAUGUAUUAAUUCUGCUAUGCCAAAAGGGAAGAGUCACAAGCCUUUCAGAGUAAAAAAGAUAAUGGAUCAGAUCCAGCAAGCAUCUCCACCAUCAUCAAUAAGUAAUAAGAAUCAAUUGGAAGUUGAGAAAAAGAAACCAACAUCACCAGUAAAACCUAUGCCCCAAAGUAAUGAAUACAGAGCCCGUUUACGAAAAAACACAGAGCCAAAAAACAAUUUUAAUAGUGAGAGGACUUAUACAGAUAACAAAGAUACAAAGAAACAGAACCUUAAGAAUAACUCAAGAGAUUUUAAUGAUAAGCCUCCAAACAAUGAAGAACGUACAAGAGGAAGCUUUGCAUUUGAUUCUCCCCACCAUUAUACUCCAAUUGAGGGAACUCCAUAUUGUUUUUCACGAAAUGACUCCCUGAGUUCUCUAGAUUUUGAUGAUGAUGUAGAUCUUUCAAGGGAAAAGGCAGAACUGAGAAAAGGAAAAGAAAGUGAAAUUAAAUCCAAUUCCAAUACAGAACAAAUUUCAAGUCAGCAGUCAACUAAUAGAAUGCAGACUUGCCAAAAACAUACUCCAGCAGUGAGAAAUCAACUCAAGAGUCUGACUCAAAAGCAAACCUCUUUCUCUCAGACAUCUAAAGAUAUAGUAGAUAGAAUUGCAGCUACUGAUGAGAAAAUGCAAAAUUUUGCUAUAGAAAAUACUCCAGUUUGUUUCUCUCGUAAUUCUUCUCUGAGUUCUCUGAGUGAUAUUGAUCAAGAAAACAACAACAAUAAAGAAAGUGAACCUGUGGAACAAAUAGAACCAUCUGAGGCACAGAUAGAAUCAAAUCGGCCACAAGUUUCUGGCUAUGCUCCCAAGUCAUUUCAUGUUGAAGAUACUCCUGUAUGUUUUUCAAGAAACAGUUCCCUUAGUUCUCUUAGUAUUGACUCUGAAGAUGAUCUUUUGCAGGAAUGCAUUAGUUCUGCCAUGCCUAAAAAGAAAAGGCCUUCAAGAACAAAAGGAGACAGUGAAAAAAAUAGUUGCAGAAACAUGGGAGGCAUUUUGGCUGAAGACUUAACACUAGAUUUGAAAGAUAUACAAAGGCCUGAUUCAGAGCAUGGUUUCUCACCAGAUUCAGAGAACUUUGACUGGAAGGCUAUUCAGGAAGGUGCUAAUUCAAUAGUCAGCAGUUUACAUCAAGCUGCUGCCGCAGCAUCACUAUCAAGGCAAGCUUCAUCAGACUCAGAUUCAAUUCUUUCAUUAAAAUCUGGAAUUUCCUUAGGUUCACCUUUCCAUCUCACGCCAGACCAAGAAGACAAACCCUUUACUAGUAAUAAGGGUCCAAGAAUAAUUAAACCUGGAGAAAAGAGUACAUUAGAAACUAAGAAAGUAGAACCUGAAAAUAAAGGCAUCAAAGGGGGAAAGAAAAUUUAUAAAAGUUUGAUUACAGGCAAAGCUAGGUCUAAUUCAGAACUUACAAGUCACCUGAAGCAACCAUUGCAAACAAAUAUGCCUUCUAUUUCCAGGGGCAGAACAAUGAUUCAUAUUCCUGGAGUUCGAAAUAGUUCGUCAAGUACAAGUCCGGUUUCUAAAAAGGGGCCACAGCUGAAGAGUAUGGUUUCCAAAAGUCCCAAUGAAACACCGAGUUCUACUAGUUCUCCAAGAGUAAGCAAACCGUCUAUGAAAUCAGAGCCAAGCCCAAUAUCUAGACAGCUAUCCCAACCAGGUGGAUCAAAUAAAGGAACUUCGAGGUCCGGAUCUAGAGAUUCUACACCUUCUAGACCACAACAACAACCGUUAAGUAGACCUCUGCAGUCACCUGGUCGAAAUUCAAUUUCACCAGGCAGGAAUGGCAUAAGUCCCCCUAAUAAACUUUCCCAGCUACCAAGGACAUCAUCUCCAAGUACAGCGUCAACCAAGUCCUCAGGUUCAGGAAGAAUGGCAUAUACAUCACCUGGCAGACAAUUGAGCCAGCAGUCUAUAGCAAAGCAGACAGGACUGCCUAAAAGUACCAGUGGUAUUCCUAGAAGCGAAUCUGCCUCAAAGGGAUUAAACCAAAUGUCUAGUAUCAGUGGAUCAAGCAAAAAGUCUGAUGUAUCUAGAAUGUCUUCAGCAAAGUCAAGUGGGAGUGAAUCUGACAGAUCAGAGAGACCUGUUUUAGUACGUCAAUCAACUUUCAUUAAGGAAACUCCAAGCCCCACUCUAAGAAGGAAAUUAGAAGAGUCUGCUUCAUUUGAAUCUUUGUCUCCUUCUAGACCAGACUCUCCCACCCAGUCCCAAACACAGACCCCAGUUUUAAGUCCAUCACUUCCUGACAUGUCCUUAUCUACUCAUUCAGCCAUUCAAACGAGUGGCUGGCGAAAAUUGCCUCCUAGCCUGAGUCCUUCUUUAGAAUACAGCGAUGGUAGGCCAACAAAACGACAUGACAUAACUCGAUCUCAUUCUGAGAGCCCUUCCAGACUGCCAAUUAAUAGAUCAGGGACAUGGAAACGAGAGCACAGCAAACAUUCCUCAUCACUUCCUCGUGUGAGCACUUGGCGACGGACUGGAAGCUCCUCCUCAAUUCUUUCAGCUUCUUCAGAAUCUAGUGAAAAAGCAAAAAGCGAAGAUGAAAAGCAGUAUGUAAGUUCUUUUUCGGGACUCAAACAAGCUAAAGAGACGCAAGCACCUACAAAAGGUACUUGGAGAAAGAUAAAAGAAAAUGAAAUUCCUCAGAUAAUGACAAGUCCUCCCCAGAGUAGUUCAUCGGGUGCUGCUAAUGGUGCUGAUUCAAAAACUUUAAUUUAUCAGAUGGCACCUGCGGUCUCUAAGACAGAGGAUGUGUGGGUGAGGAUUGAGGACUGCCCUAUAAAUAACCCUAGAUCUGGAAAAUCUCCCACAGGAAAGACUCCUCCCAUUAUUGACAGUGUUUCAGAAAAAGGGAAUGUAAAUAGUAAAGAUUCUAAAGAUCUUCAUGGAAAACAAAAUGGAGGGAGUGGAAAUGUUCCGGUUCGCACCAUGGGUUUAGAACAUUUGAAUUCAUUUAUUCAAGCAGAUAGUCCGGACAAGCAAGGAACUGAAACAAAACCUGUGCUGACCAACCCUCCCCCUCCCCCAGAGACUAGUGAAAGUACUGUUAGUGAACGCACCCCCUUUAGUUCCACCAACUCAAGCAAACACAGCUCACCCAGCGGUGCAGUUGCAGCCAGAGUGACCCCUUUCAACUAUAAUCCAAGCCCUAGGAAAAGCAGUGUGGAUAAUAGUUCUGUCCGGCCAUCGCAGAUACCAACACCAGUAAACACCAGUACAAAAAAAAGAGAUUCAAAGACUGAAAAUGCAGAUUCAAAUGGUGCCCAGAGUCCCAAGCGCCAUUCUGGAUCCUAUCUGGUGACAUCUGUUUAACAAAUAAUUCUGAUGUGUUAUGCUAUAUGUUGAAAUUUUUAAUGAAAGUAUCCCUUUUCCUCCUUUUUUUGUAAAUAGGUUUGAUUCUUGUAGAGGGUCCUUGUUCUGGAAGCCAUAUUUGAUAUUCUUUAUUUUCACUUAUUAUAUUUGAGGGAUUCCCAAUUGAUAUUGAUAAUUUAGCAAUAAAAUUGCUAAAGUGAUAUUUGUACAGUAUGUUUUACAUAUAUUUAAUUGACAUCCCAUACCCUUUCUUUGUUUUGGUGGGGUGGGGGAAUUCAGGAAAGGCAAACACCAGAAAUUAAAAUAAAUCUAAUGCUUUUAUCAUUCAUUCCUAGAUUUGCAAAAUGAUUAAAGUGCAUCAGGGAGAAGAAAUUGGUAUUUAUGCAAAAUAAAUAGAUAAACAAAUAAAUAAAUGAUUACAUCUUAGUAUUUGUGAAGCCACCAAAUCACGUAAUUAAUCAUGUGGCUGUGAAAUUCACAGUAAUAUGGUUUCUGCUGAACAAGCCUGUUUUUUCUGCAUGAAUAGAACUGAUGGUUCAUUUUCUGAAAUGAUGAUUAACAAUUCUGUGGUCACAUAUUGUGUAUAGAUAGUUAUGGUGUAACGAUUACCUUUUGGUUUUGUGCUCUGGAAAAAGAAGAAAGGAAAUCUGUGUAUGUGCAAACCUUGAACAAAAUUAUUUUAUCAGGACUAGAUUUUAACCGACGGUAGGUAGGUUUUUUGCUAUGCUGUAACUUGUUGUAUAUUCUGGUAUUUGAGAUAAGAUGAUUGCUCUUUUAUUAAUGAGACAUGGGCAAGGUCUCAGCAGAACUAAAUGAACAUUUCAGAAUAAAUUAUUGCUGUAUGUACAAUUUGUUGUGUUGUUACUUUUGCAGUACAUAAGAAAUCAAUGUUUAAUUUUGAUAUUUUUGAGAAAUCCUCUUCAUAGAUAUACUAAUGCACUUACUCAAAAGGGCUUUGGGGAUAAUCUAUAUUCCAUUGAAGUCAAUAGAAAUAUUCAUAGAGAUUUUAAUGGCUCUGGAUUGCACCCACUGCCUGUUACAGUCACACACUGGUCCUCUUCCAGUUGAUAUUAGCUGUUAAUAUUCAGGCACAACAGCUGCAGCAUUAGGAUAGAGCAUGGGGGUUUCAGUUGAGAUUUCAAUUGGUUCUGAGUAGAGAGAGAGGCUAAGAGAAGUACUUCCAUAUGUAAAUAUCGAUGCCAAAAAGCAUAGCUUUCAUAUUGCACAGUCUGGAGUGCUAUUUGGUGUACAAAUAAUACCUUUACCGGGGGAAAAUCUGAGGGACAGUUGCGGUUGGAAGUUUGAGUAUUUUUUCAUAAGUUUUCUUUUAAUAAAUUGGAUAAUACACUUGAGACUAAUAUACUGAUUCAAGUGUCCUAGUAGAAGAAAAAACAAGAUUUGUACCUUAAGCUGCUCUGGAUAAACCAACUUUGUAUUUGCAUAUGCUUUGACUUUAGAGACCUUCAUUAGACUGUUUACAACAGAAGUACUCUGCUAAACUUAAGUGCCUCUAUACAAAAAUAGUUACCUGCGUGUGUGUGCACAUGGUUAAUUAAAACAGUAAUAAGCAAGUAAUAAGCAAGUGUUAUCUCAGGCUGGUUUUUCAUUAUGACAGUUAUACAUGUAAAUCAUUAGAUAGGAGGUUCAAGAUGUCUUCACAUAUGCCAGUUUAACUAAUAAUAAAGGCAGUGUUUCUUAUUUUGAGACACACUAGAGCAGUUGCUCUUAUCAAUUCUGUUUUUUCAAAGCAGUUGUUAAGCUUGAUGUUCAAACAGUUGAAGUGGCCUAUUUUGCUUAUCACACCUUGAUUUAGCUUUAUAUGGGGCAAGACAGAAAGAGCCUUUGCUUUAUGCACUUCUCCUGUGAAACUACAAGGGGGAGACUAGAAGUUUCUGUUUUUAGAUUAACCAGAGUUUGUGCCUAAACCAUAAAAAUGUAACAAGAAGCUGUCUUUAUAAACAUUGCCUUGAAAUUAACUAGUUGUUACUAAAGGGUUAAGACUUACCUGCAGUUUGGAUUCUGUUUUCAACUGCUUUGAUUAACCUAAAAUGGAAGCAAAAGAUAUUAAAGUCCUCAUAGUUACAAUGGAGCAGGUGAUAGUAACAUACACUUAGUGUUAAAUCGUGGCCUGACACUAUAUGCAAACACAGCUGUUCUGCCAUUGCUUUCUUACCAUUCAGCUUCCAAUUUUACUUUCCGAAACAAUACACAUCGUUGUCGAAGGCUUUCAUGGCCGGAAUCAUAUUUCAGAAGCAUUCUCUCCUGACAAUUCACCUGCAUCUAUGGCAGGCAUCCUCAGAGGUUCUGAGACCUCACAACCUCUGAAGAUGCCUGCCAUAGAUGCAGGCGAAACGUCAGGAGAGAAUGCUUCUGGAACAUGGCCACACAGGCCGAAAAACUCACAACAAAACACAUCAUAUAAAUGAGUUGGAAAUACCAGCUUGCUAGAACAGAGCUCCAUACAUAAGUCUUUCAAAACCCUAUUUCACCAACACAAUUAAGGGCGUGAAAACAAGUUAGCUUAAAUGCAAGGUGUCUUACAAUAAGUAUUAUGUUAAGAUAGAAAUGUUCCUGUUCAAUGAUCUCUGUUGUUUUUGCCUUUUAACCAGCCAUAUGUACUGACAUACCAUAUUGGUAGAAUGUCUUAGGUGGGCAUGAGCCCUGUCUAUCUGAUACACAGUCCUUGUGGAACAUUUUUAUGUUUAAAUGUACUUAAUGUACAGUAUCACAUAAGAGAUCGAUAAACAGGAAAAGUACUUGUUCAUCAGUGUGUUUCACUUCCAUUCUCUUCUCUCAGCUGUUGUUAAAAACAUCUGGAGCACAGCUGCAGGGUUGCAUGUGUUAUCAGCCACUGACUACCAAGCUUUUAAUGGUAACUUGAUGUCACUGAUGAUGUAAAAUUUGUACUUGCUGAUUACUGCUAUUUUUACUUGUACUGAAUUUAAUCACUCGUAUGCACCGCACAGUAUGGGCAAAACCAAGUCAACAGCUUUUCAUCAGGGUGGGAGAUAUCCACUGACUUUUCUCCUUCCUUCCACUGCUCUGGUAAUGAGAAUUGUGUUCAUCGUGUUAAUUUUCUCUUUGAUUACUUGUGAAUUAUGUACAAACUGAGAUUUUGUUUUCUUUUGUAAAUUAAUUAUGUCAAAUUGAAAUAAACUAAUGACAGCUCUAUGUUCAUGUAAAACAAAGAAAAUUGCCCAGGAAAACGAGAAAUGUAUACAUUGUAAUGUUUUCUUUCCAUCCUUUUUUACAAGAAGCAUACCUUUUAGUUCCAAUGUAUGUGGCAUAUGGAUAUAUUUAUUUGAAGGCUGUUACCAUAUCUGUAUUUCAAGCCUAUCAUUGCCCAUACUCUACCUUUUUAAAAGUAUUAACUGAAUUGUGAUAUUCAACUUGUGUGAAUUAAAUAAUUUAUUGUUCAAAGUCAUGUACUUUAUCUUUUAUAAUAUGUUUUUUCAAAACCUGUAAGCUGCCCAUUUCAGCUCUUUAUGUACCGACAAUGUAAAAACUCAGUAUUCUGAAUUUUUUAAAUCUCUCUGAUAGAUCAUCCAUAAUUUCAGAGAUAUGAGGCCAUCAUUUUGAAACUAGUGACACUGACUAUUAAUAUGUUCCAGAAACUUAACAUGUUUCUUUGUAUAUUUCUAAUGUGUAAAAGCAAACAAAAAAAUUAAAAUUUGAAAUCUUG
This is a messenger RNA of Anolis sagrei ordinatus, 12635 nucleotides long. RefSeq names its product APC regulator of WNT signaling pathway (gene APC). Gene Ontology annotation, biological process: cell migration; regulation of cell differentiation; Wnt signaling pathway. The record is from RefSeq and is a predicted model, not a curated record. Gene Ontology annotation, molecular function: microtubule binding; gamma-catenin binding; beta-catenin binding. Lineage: Eukaryota; Metazoa; Chordata; Lepidosauria; Squamata; Anolidae. Gene Ontology annotation, cellular component: cytoplasmic microtubule; catenin complex; beta-catenin destruction complex.